Messenger RNA from Haliotis rufescens (red abalone), 639 nucleotides. RefSeq lists its product as uncharacterized. NCBI's taxonomy places the organism in Eukaryota, Metazoa, Mollusca, Gastropoda, Lepetellida, Haliotidae. The transcript has a single exon. The record is from RefSeq and is a predicted model, not a curated record. The coding region runs from base 1 to 639 and encodes 212 amino acids.
AUGACAUCCACAGACAGGAUCAUCAACAAGUCCCUUCCCAGGGAACUUGUGGGAGUGAUACUCCCUCUUCUAUCAUAUAGGGUAGCGAACUACUCUCUCAAUGCCGAUCUGUCGGCCGGCACAAAGGUGAUUACUAUCACCUUUGAUGCAAACCAGCCCAAACUCCCACGUUCCAGGAGAGAUCCCGCUCACUUUCCUCCCCAACGGAUUACCCGGGCUCCAGAGGCAGACAUGGCUCAGUCACAUGACCCCUCCUACCCUCAGCCAAGCCAAGCCCAAGCAAAUGACUCUCAGAGACACGUGAAUAUAAACAUUCAAUCUGAACCCGUUUCCACCAUGCUAGACCAGUCUAUGGACCCCUCCCCCUCCAGCCCCAUUUCCCCCCUCCCUCCAACCCCCUCCUCAACCUCCACCCCAUCUGCCGCUCCCACCCAGGAGAAAAAACGUAAAAGAAUAAACACCCCCACCCACCCUCCCCUCUCCGACCAUGCUACCCAGACUAAAGCUACACCUAUUCCUAAUACCCCCUGUUUAGACCAAACUACUCAGACUCUGAUAAUUGAAACUCCCACCCCCCCCCCCCCCCUCACCCCAAGCCACCAUCAUAGAUGCCCACACUUCUCCUAUCAAGGCCACUAA